AUGGGCCCUUCAUGUAUAUAUGCCACUCUACCAUCCCAUCACUUUUCGUGUGAAUAUUACUCGAGGCCGCUAAGGUCGACCAUCAGCUCGAAUCGGUCUCCCUGUCACAACAAGCAGGUAUCAGAGCCGAGUUUCGAUAGUCCGUCUGACUUUGCGGUAUUCUUUGUUGCUUCCGCCGUGUGUGAUUUGAGUUGUCUGUCUACUCCGUCAAUAUGGCUUCAAGUGGAUCGUCGACCAAGUACGAGGUCGAUAAAUUCACCUCCAAGAAUAGUUUCAGUUUGUGGUGCAUCAAGAUGCGGGCUGGUACAACAAGGCUUGUUUAAGGCUUUAGAGGGUAAAGAGAAAUUGGCAUCCACGCUCUCGGAUGAGCAAAAGGACGAGAUCAUGGAAAAGGCACAUAGUGCCAUUCUACUUAGUCUUGGAGAUGAAGUUUUGCGAGAGGUAGCAAGUGAAAAGACAGCACCUGCUUUGUGGAGCAAGUUAGAGACCAAGUAUAUGACGAAGUCAUUGACUAACCUAUCUACCUCAAGCAAAGACUCUACACCCUGA
Molecule: messenger RNA, 549 nt
Organism: Striga hermonthica
Lineage: Eukaryota; Viridiplantae; Streptophyta; Magnoliopsida; Lamiales; Orobanchaceae
Source: the annotation of a GenBank genome assembly